UGGUUCGAACGGAUGAGCAUGUUGGUCAUCUUACUGAAUUGUGUCACCCUGGGAAUGUUCCAACCCUGCGAAGACAAUACUUGUGACUCGGAGCGCUGCAAAAUUCUCCAGGGUUUCGAUGAUUUCAUCUUUGCAUUUUUCGCGGUGGAGAUGAUUGCCAAGAUGGUAGCUUUGGGAAUCUUUGGCCCGAAAUGUUACCUCGGUGACACGUGGAACCGUCUUGACUUUUUCAUUGUUAUUGCCGGCAUGUUAGAGUAUUCACUGGACCUACAGAAUGUCAGUCUAUCAGCUGUCCGUACUGUGAGGGUACUGCGACCGCUUCGAGCCAUUAACAGAGUUCCCAGUAUGAGGAUACUGGUGACACUGCUGCUGGACACUUUGCCUAUGUUAGGCAACGUACUUCUCCUCUGUUUCUUUGUCUUCUUUAUUUUUGGCAUUGUCGGGGUCCAGCUGUGGGCAGGAUUGCUGCGAAACAGGUGCUUUCUCGAAGAGAACUUUACAAUACCUGCCUCUCAAGGGCUGGAUCGAUAUUAUCACACAGAAAAUGAUGAUGAGAAUCCCUUCAUAUGUUCCCUCCUGAAGGAUAAUGGAAUGCGCUAUUGUCGCAGUGUGCCCCAAAGAAGAGUGAAUAACAUUGAAUGUACCCUCGACGAUACAAGUUACUACCUGUUACUGAGUAACAACACGGACAAUAUCAGCUGUAUAAACUGGAAUCAGUACUAUACCCAGUGCCAACCUGCUGAUCACAACCCAUUCAAAGGAGCCAUCAACUUCGAUAACAUUGGCUACGCGUGGAUAGCAAUAUUUCAGGUUAUAACCUUGGAAGGAUGGGUUGACAUCAUGUAUUUUGUCAUGGAUGCUCAUUCGUUUUACAAUUUCAUCUACUUUAUCCUUCUCAUCAUAGUUGGAUCAUUUUUUAUGAUCAAUUUAUGUCUAGUCGUCAUAGCCACCCAGUUUUCCGAAACCAAGCAGCGUGAAAGCCAGCUGAUGAAAGAGCAGCGGGUUCGCUUCAUGUCCAACGCCAGCACACUGGCCAGUUUCUCUGAGCCGGGGAGCUGCUAUGAUGAACUCCUCAAGUACAUUAGUCACAUGGCACGGAAGGCCAGGCGUGAGGUGGUGCGUGUGUGCCACCUAGUGGUGAGCCGGAGGAGCCACCAAGCCGGCGGCAGGACCGGGCCAGGCCCACAACCCCACAAACGACGGAAACGCAAGCGGGCAUCCUCUGUCCACCACCUGAUCCACCAUCACCAUCACCACCACCACUACCAUGUCAGCAACGGGAACCUGCGGGCCCCCCGAGCCGGCCCGGAGAUCAGAGACGCGGAGACUGACCCUGCCCACCACAGCACCGCCAACCGGCUCAUCGUCCUGCCCUCACCCCUGGCCAAGCUGCACCCUCUCCCAGCGCCCGCCGCUCCCGCCAACACUGAGUCCGUCCACAGCAUCUACCAUGCCAACUGCCACAUCGAGCCGGUGCAGUGCAAGUCCUCCCUCAGGCAGGGGGCAGCAGACGGAGGCCAGAGGACGACCGAUGUCAGGAGUUACCCAACCUUGCAGCCAGGCUCCCAGCACGAGGUGAUCAACCUCAAUGGCAACGGGGAGAAGACCCUCAAGGAUGCAACCAUGAAUCCUGACAACGCAAUGGCAAAUCUCAACAUCCCGCCAGGACCGUAUCGCAAAAUGCAUCGACUCCUAGAAACACAGAGUGCAGGCCAUUGUAAAAGCUCCUGCAAGCUAUCCGGUCAUUGCCUGCCCUAUGGCUCUCCUGGUGGAACAGCUGACAUCCUGAACUGCGACCCGCAGAGCUGCCCCAUUUGCAUCAGGGGCAGUGAAUCCGAGGUGAGGGAGAAUGAGACGCUGGAUUCAGACAGCGAGGGAGUGUACGAGUUCACCCAGGACACCCACUACACUGAUCAGAGAGACCCUCAGCGCAGUCAAUCGCGAGUAACCACAGCAAACAAGUGCUGGACGUUUUGGAAGCCGGUCUGUGACACUUGCCGUAAGAUUGUUGACAGCAAGUAUUUUGGUCGGGGAAUUAUGAUUGCUAUUCUCAUCAAUACAUUGAGCAUGGGGAUUGAAUAUCACGAACAGCCAGAAGAGCUUACAAAUGCCCUGGAGAUCAGUAAUAUUGUCUUCACCAGCCUGUUUGCACUGGAAAUGCUUCUGAAGAUCCUGGUGUAUGGACCAUUCGGUUAUAUCAAGAACCCUUACAACAUUUUCGAUGGCAUCAUUGUCGUCAUCAGUGUGUGGGAAAUUGUCGGACAGCAAGGCGGGGGCCUCUCGGUGCUGCGUACCUUCCGCCUGAUGCGGGUGCUGAAGUUGGUACGGUUCAUGCCAGCCUUGCAGCGCCAACUGGUGGUCCUGAUGAAGACAAUGGACAACGUUGCCACCUUCUGCAUGCUGCUGAUGCUUUUCAUCUUCAUCUUUAGUAUUUUGGGAAUGCAUCUUUUUGGCUGCAAGUUUGCUUCAGAGAAAGAAGGAGACACACUUCCUGACCGAAAGAAUUUUGACUCGCUUCUCUGGGCUAUUGUAACAGUCUUCCAGAUAUUGACUCAAGAGGACUGGAACAAGGUCUUGUACAAUGGAAUGGCCUCGACCUCUCCGUGGGCUGCUCUAUACUUCAUCGCCCUCAUGACAUUUGGCAAUUACGUUCUCUUUAACUUGCUAGUUGCCAUUUUGGUGGAAGGAUUUCAGACUGAGGAGGUCCAGAAGCGGGAGGAUGCGAGUGGGCAGUUAAGCUGUAUUCAGCUGCCUGUCGACUCGUCUGGGGGAGAUGUCUCGAAGUCGGACUCAGAGGCUGACUUUUUUUGUCAGAGCCUUGAAGAUGACAGUGGAAGCAAAAAGGACCUUCCAAACACUACCUUGAUGGCAGUGAAUGGCCACGUGGAUGUCAAAACCAGUCUGACUCCACCGCUCAUCAUCCACACCAACGCCACGCCAAUGCCAACCCCAAAGGGAAUGCUUUGUGGAGAUUCUGCACAUUUAUACGAGUCCCGCAGAGGAAGCAAUGUGUCAAUCGAUCCAAACUUUUAUGAGCAAAAAUCACCAACUAGUGCACGUAGCUCCCCCUAUGCACCCUGGAGCACAGCCAGCAGCUGGAACAGCCGACGCUCGAGCUGGAAUAGCCUCGGCCGAGCUCAGAGCCUGAAGCGCAAACAUCAGACAGGAGAGCGGAAAUCCCUUCUCUCAGGGGAUGGCAAGGAGAGCUCUGAUGAAGGCGAGGGAUCAGAAGAUGAGAGAUCCAGUCAUGCAGGUAGUGGGAGGGGGCCAGGCACUCAGCGCAUGGAAUCCCUAGAAAUGAGGGGCUCUUUCGACAUUCCUGACACUCUCCAGGUACCUAACCUUCACAGAUCUCCCAGUAUCCAAAGCAGCAGGCUCCCACCAACGGAUCGCCAUGACUGUAAUGGUAAAACCUCCCCGACUGCCUUGUCGCACCAGAUCCACGUGGAUGAACAGAGAACUGAGUUUGAACACACUGAAGAUGACAUUGAUAUGGGUAAAAGAGCACGUUUGCAGGCAUGGAUUCAGGCCAAGUUGCCACCCUGUUUCAGAGAACGAGAGGGCUGGUCACUUUAUCUGUUCCCUCCACAAUCCAAGAUCCGCCUCAUUUGCAGCAAAAUUAUUUCGCACAAGAUGUUCGACCACAUUGUUCUGGUCAUUAUCUUCCUGAACUGCAUUACUAUUGCCAUGGAGAGACCGAAGAUUGAUCCUAAGAGUGCAGAGCGAAUCUUCUUGAUAUUUUCGAACUAUAUUUUCACAGUGAUCUUCUUGACUGAGAUGGCAGUAAAGUUGGUGGCUAUGGGCCUUUGCUUCGGUCAGCGGACCUAUCUGAAGAGCUCCUGGAAUAUCCUGGAUGGGCUACUGGUGAUGAUUUCUGUCAUCGAUAUACUGGUGUCCUUGGUUUCCGACAGUGGGACAAAGAUCCUCGGAAUGCUACGAGUCCUCCGUCUCCUACGCACCCUUCGGCCACUCCGUGUCAUCAGCCGAGCACCAGGCCUCAAACUCGUUGUCGAAACAUUGAUGUCAUCUCUGAAGCCCAUUGGGAAUAUUGUGGUCAUCUGCUGCGCCUUCUUCAUCAUCUUUGGCAUCCUGGGAGUACAGCUCUUCAAAGGCAAGUUUUACAUCUGUCUUGGAGAAGACACAAGAAACAUCACCAACAAGUCAGAUUGCUUCCAAGCCAACUAUAAGUGGACCCGUCACAAGUACAACUUUGACAACCUGGGGCAGGCCCUGAUGUCCUUGUUUGUUCUUGCAUCGAAGGAUGGCUGGGUCGACAUUAUGUAUGAUGGUUUGGAUGCAGUGGGAAUAGAUCAACAGCCAAUAAUGAAUUACAACCCCUGGAUGUUGCUGUACUUCAUCUCUUUCCUGCUGAUCGUCGCCUUCUUUGUGCUCAACAUGUUUGUGGGUGUGGUUGUGGAGAACUUCCACAAGUGCCGGAAACACCAGGAGGUGGAGGAGGCCAAGCGGCGGGAGGAGAAGCGCCUCAGACGGAUGGAGAAAAAGAGACGGAGUAAGGAGAAACAACUGGCUGAAGCUCAGUGUAAACCUUAUUACUCUGACUAUUCCACUGCUCGGCUUAUCAUCCACAAAAUGUGCACAAGCCAUUACUUGGAUUUGUUCAUCACUGUAGUGAUUGGACUGAAUGUAAUCACCAUGGCAAUGGAACAUUAUCGGCAACCAAAGGUCCUGGAUGAGGCUUUGAAGAUCUGUAACUACAUCUUCACGAUUAUCUUUGUCCUGGAGUCUGUAUUCAAACUGGUUGCCUUUGGUUUUCGCCGAUUCUUCAAGGAUAGGUGGAACCAGCUUGAUCUAGCUAUUGUCCUGCUGUCCAUUAUGGGGAUCACCCUUGAAGAGAUUGAAGUGAAUGCUUCCCUACCAAUCAACCCUACAAUCAUCAGAAUAAUGAGAGUUCUCCGCAUUGCUAGAGUUCUCAAGCUCUUGAAGAUGGCAGUGGGGAUGAGAGCGUUGCUGAACACUGUGAUCCAGGCUCUACCGCAGGUUGGAAAUCUCGGACUGUUGUUCAUGCUGCUGUUUUUCAUAUUUGCAGCUCUUGGAGUUGAACUUUUUGGGGACCUAGAAUGUGACGACUAUCAUCCCUGUGAGGGGUUAGGGCGACAUGCCACAUUCAGAAACUUUGGGAUGGCUUUCCUCACUUUAUUCCGAGUGUCAACCGGAGAUAACUGGAAUGGGAUCAUGAAGGAUACUUUGCGAGACUGUAACCAGGAGGGCACCUGUUAUAACACAGUGGUGUCCCCAAUCUACUUUGUCUCGUUUGUACUGACAGCUCAGUUUGUGCUGGUGAAUGUAGUCAUCGCAGUGCUGAUGAAACACCUGGAAGAGAGCAACAAAGAGGCGAAGGAGGAAGCCGAACUUGAAGCAGAGCUGGAACUCGAAUUAAAAAUGUUGAAUACUGUACAAGGGAAUGUGGACGGUGUGACAUGGGGAGGUGGUGAAGGUGGAGAUGCAGGUGACAGCCCUGGGAGUCCAUCUGAGUCACUCCAAAUCAAGAUGGAUUCGCCAUUUUCUUUAGAGCCACCAUUGGACAAGCAAUUUUUCGACAACGUGUCUCUGCUGAUCCAAGGUUCACUGGAAGGAGAGUUAACCCUCAUGGACAACCUCUCAGGUUCUGUCUGCCAUAACUACGCCAUCUCCCAGCAAAACAAAUGCUGUGCUGAGAAACAGAUCCCUCUAGCUGAGAUGGAGGCUGUUUCUCUGACGUCUGAUAUUCAGUCUGAGAAAUCGUGGUCGUUAGCACUGACGGAUGACUCUUUACCCGAUGAUGCUAACGUAUUUUUACUAAAUACGCUGGAAAGCAAUGCUGAGCAAAUCCAAGAACAGGAGGCAAAGGAAAAGAUCCCAGAGGAGAACCUGCUGACUGUGAGGAAGCCUUUUGUGGGUCGAACACACUCACUGCCCAAUGACAGCUACAUGUUUCAGCCUGUCGACCCCGCUCCCUUGCAGGGUCUACAGAGAUCAGAGAGCAGUCACAGGUUACAAUCAGGUUCCACCACCUCAGUUCAAUCUCAACCCACGGGGGCAACUGGCCACCUCCAGGUUCCCAUUGGGUUGUUCCUUCCUGUCAGCCGUCAGAGCAGUUUUGAUUCUGAAACUAUCCCGAAGAUUCCUCCCCCUCGGAGAUCUGUGAGCACUCACAGAAUGCUGCGAAGGCAGGUUGCUGUAACAAAUGACUCUCUGGAUCCACUAUAUAUGGAGUCCAAGGAAAAUUUGCAGGUACAGACUAACGAACCUUCACUCUUGAAUGUGUCAGUGCCGCAUGUGUCUGUUGUGCAACCAUCUGUGGUCUUAGUGUCUGCCUCACCAAAUGCACCAACCAAGCAUAGUGUCCACAUUCAACAGCACAGCCGUAACCAGUGCAACAUCAGUAACUUUGUGACAACGUCACCACGUCAUGUUCGGAACCCCUUCAGGGAACUUCCUAACUCAGCGGACCAGGAAGUCUCUCAAAUCAUCAGUGGCAGCAAGAGAGCUUCCAAACCUCCUAUGUGCCCUACACUACCCACGAAAAUGUGCAGCAGCACAGGAAACCUCUCCAUGAAAGAUAUCAAAAAGUUCUACAGCGUAGAUACUCAAGGGUUCUUGGCCAAGCCCACAUCGUGGUUGGACGACCCUCGGAGACAUUCAAUUGAGAUCUGCUCGUCCGUUGACACAGCUCCACAGCACCAAUUCUCAUCGGCGUCCUGUUGGGCCAUUGGCCAGGCAGUGACGGAACUGGACAGUCAGAAUACAGUACGGCCGAAGCAGAAAAUGAGCCCCCCCUGCAUUUCUAUAGAGCCACCAGAGGACCACCACACAUCGAUACAGGGCACUCGUGGGCAGGCAUCAUCCAGUGACAUGUGUUUGAGAAGGCGUGCCCCAUCCUGUGACUCAGCCCCUCACAAGGAGUCCGUGGACCUUGUAGACCCACUGCCUCCUGAAAGCACUCCCACCUCUCCUUCUCCCCCGAAGGAUUUGCUGACUCUUUCCAGUUUUUCCUUGGAUCAGACCGAGGAGGACCACUGAACUGAAUUGUUGAAUUGUUCUUUUUUGUUGCCAAAAAAAGACAACUUUUUUUCAUCCUUUCCUGACAUUAAUGAAGAAUUCUGCAUUCUGACUGGCACUGGAGGUCAAAUCCCCGCCAAUCGCCCUCUCUACCAUCCAGACAGUAACAAGGGUUACUGCAGCCCUUGCGAUGUUUCCCUGCCUUGCACUCAAGCAGGUGACUGACUGACCAUUCUCCCAGGUAGUUCUGAACAGUGGAGCGUCACUUUUUUAUAAUGUGAAAGGUGUUUCCCCUUUUGAAAUUGGGAGGUAGACUGCAGAGUGGUAGUACUGGAACUUUCCAGGAUUCGCUUUUGUAACUCAGUUUGACGCAACAAGGGAAGGUCAAUAAAUGCCAGCCUUGCCAGUGAUGUCCACAUCCCCAGAAUUAUUAUUUUUCUAAACAUUGUUAAUUGACAUCCAUUUAUCAGAUUUCAAUUGAGUUGGCCUGGGCAUUUUCCUUACUCUCUGAAAAGGCACAAAGCAAAGAUCCAGCCAUUAAUAUAUUUAGAAGAAAAAAAAGUAAUAUUUAUAAAUAAAAUAAAUUACAAUAUUUACUCAAUCUGUGUGUUUAACUGAAAUUUUUGGUUGCCUGGCAUCAAAAAAUGGCACUCCACUGUAACCAUGACUCUGAGGGGUCAUCUCAAUCUUGAAAGUUAGCAUAACCAAGUUGUGACUUUAAUACUGUAGCAGUCAUGUGGGUUACAUCCUGUUGCAGAGUUUUGCUGUUUCUGAUGUGCAUUUCCUCACCUGAUAUCUUUUACAUUUUUUAUCAAUUAGUUUGCUCCUCAGAACAUUGUUGGAACUAUAAACACUCACAUCAGUUAAGUUUGGUGAAUUGGUCCAUUUUCAAUAGCCUUUUUCCGAAACAAAAUUCCAGCCACCCAUGACUUCUGUAGGAUAGUUGCUGAGAAUUCAUUCUGCAAAGCUAAUGGAUGCUGAAGCAGUUAAGGGAAGGUGGUUCACUCCCAUUUAUGUCAACUUUGUUGUGCAGUAAGAUAUGUUGUCCCGGGAGCCCCUGGAUGGUGCCAUGAUAUUUCCAAAGAUUAACAACAACUGGAACUUGUGUUAGAUUGAAAGAUUCUGUUAAUCACUGCAAGGUGCCACAACCCAAAACUCUCAUAAGUUUCAAAUGAAUCAGUAAAUUUUCUCAAUAGGCAUAUUCUGUACAUUGAGAAAGUUAUCUCCAACUGCCAUACGUCUUUAUAUUUUGCUACCUUCUAUAUCCACGAUUGCUAUACCAAACAGAAAUAGAGUGAGGGGAGGUGGAAUGGAAACUAAAUGUGGAGCCCCUAAUCUUUGCCGAUGAUGACCGUGGCUUUUCUUUCAAAAUCAUCAUUAUAUUUUUUUUGGAAAAUAAAAGAUGAUUUCUUGAAUUCAACCUUCAUUAGGCAUGGGAUAGUUCGAAUAUUUUGUAGGAAGAGGCGUUUCCUUCAGGCAACCUUUCCUACAUUUGGCCAGAGAUUAUGGAAUUUUCCACCACCAAUACCAAACCAGAUUCCUAUUCAUAGCUUUCUGUAAUAAAAAAUGUGGACCAAUGAUUAAUUCCAAAAAGGAAAUCAAUAUUUUUGAUGAAGGUUUUUUUUCACCCACCUGAAGAAAGCAUCCAAUGAUUCCUGUUGUAUUAAUUAGAGAUCUAUAUCGUGGCAGGUGUAUGGUCUCUAAGACUGAGUCUCUCAGAGAAAUGUCUUUCUGAGUAAUUUCCCACAGCAAUAUCAUUUACAUUGGCUAUUCCCCGCAGAAAGCUUAAAGAGCUAAUGCCAUCAGAGACAGUCAGGUAAAGGCUUAUUCUAUGUGGUGGGGCCAGAGGAAUGGAGACCUGAAGGCCCUUAUAACACAAGUCACCUCGACUGCACUUUGUGGAACAAGCUGGCAAGGCCCACUUUUUGGGUCAUCUCACCAAAAACAAUACCAAUGUUUUUUGUAGGAAUGUUAACGAAUUCUGAUAUUCCAGAUUGUGCUACUGAUGUCCAAUGUAAGGAGCAGUAUUUUAAGGCGCUCAUUUUUAUCGGGCACAUUCCCAGUCACGGGCUUUCCAGUGCUACACGUGUGCAAGAUCUUUGUUCGAGAGCAUUCUACAUUGUACCCUUGUAGCUCAAUCACAUUGAUUCGGUUAGUUCAAAGCACACCAGCACUUUAACGUUGCAGAUUACUGUAUGCAAGACAGUCUGAGCAUUACAGUGAUCUUGACCAUUGCUAGUUUGUUUGCGUAUGAAUGAGUGAGUGUGUGUAUGUGAAUAAGUGUGGAAAUGUUUGUCAUAAUACUGUAGGUUAUCCAUCUACAGCCAUUGCACAUACUUUAUAGGACCACUCUUGUUAAGAUCUUACCAGCUAGAAAUAAUGUUUAUUUAAAUGUAAGUAUUUGUAACACAUUCUUUGAGCUUGAGUGGAACUCACUCCUGCACAAGGGAAAAAUUGUUGACAAUGUAAAACGUCAAAGGUUUAAAAAUAGCCACUGCUGCAACCUAUUUCUUCCUAUCCAGCUAUCUUCCAUAUAGAUUACAUUGCAGAGAAAAUACUGAUCAAAAUAGACACAGUGCAGUGCAAUGUUAAUAUUUAUGUAGUAUAUAUUAUAGAGAAAUUGUAUUUAAUAGUUGUCAAAUUCUAUGCUUUAUUCAGGUAUUUUUUUUGGACCAUAUAGUCGGUCUGUGUGAUCAGGGCAUCUAAACAAAUAGCUCUUCAAUAAGAAACUAAAGUAAGAUGAAUGGAUUCUUAUAGGGCAGAUGUUCUUCUGAGUUAAGUUAGGGAUCACCUAAACAUCCAAAAAAUAUUACGUAUGCAAUUUUGUUGACCUCAUUAUUGCUUUGACUGAUGGUUGUACUUUCCCGAGACCGGGCACUGAGGAUUGCUAUUAAUACUGAAUACUUGGAUAGAUUACAAAAAUGUAAUCUAUCUUUUAAAGUUCAACAUAAUUUAUCAGAAUCUGUCAUCUGCUACGCAUAGCGAUUUGAAAAGUGAUUUUCUGUCAAUUUAUUUAAAUCAAUACUCAACCUAAAUGUUUCAUUUUAACCUAGAGUGUAGGUUGGAUUGCCAGGGGUAGGAAGGCCUCUGCUUCCCAAGAGGACAUAAAGAGAAAAUAUUCCUUUGGUGGGGGAGUUUGGAACAAAGUCCUGCAAAACCUGGAACUCACUCUCCAAAAAAAAAGCUCAUGAAGCUUGUUGUUGGGCAAGAGUAUUACAAGGUAAUGACCACCAUAGCCAAGGUGGUCAUAGCCAAAGAUGUAAACCUACCAUGAUCUCAGAGAAUGGCAGAAUAGUUUGUAGAGGACAAAUUCCAGCCUUUCCUCUCCCCACUGAGAUCCUAAUGUAAUCCUUUAGGAAGGAAAGCAAAACAUAAGAUGAAAUGUAAGGGCCUCAAAGGGAGAUAAAUGGUGACUUAUUGAUCCACAUUUUCCUUACCUGAAUCAUCAUUUACUCAGUCCAGCCCUCCAAUGAAUAGUCCCAUUAUUAUUACUUCAGUUGGCUGAUGACCUUGUUUCACCAAAAUACUUCACACAUAGAAUUGUGUUAACAAUAUAACAGGUUCCUGAAAUCUUAAAAGCCAGAGCUUCAUUUUUGAUGUAGCUCACAGUUAGAGAGAUAGGCAAGUUUUAAGCUUGAAGCAGCACAGGGCCUCUAUACUCAAUGCAUCUAAACUCUUUUCAUUUGCUCCAUUCAACACUUGCAUGGUUAAAAAUAACUAUUUUGUAAAGUCACCCUUUUAGUUUUAAGAGAAAUUGAGGAAAAAUAGUUGGCAUAACUCUGAAGUGUUACGAGCUGAUGGUUGCUGACAAUUGGUUUAACUUUUAUGCAAAGAGUUCUGUAAAAAAUGCACACGUUGAACACUCUGAGUUGGCUGAGUGUGAAGAAUCUCCUGAUUUUUUUUUUCUUUUUAUAGAUACAUGUUAAUAGAUUUUGCCAAAGAUAGACCUACAUUUGAAAAAAGUCCCCUGCGAAAAUUACUUGAUUUUAACAGAUAGAUGGAUGAAUUGAAUGAAUGAGUGAAUGUCAAAGAUUUUUUCCAUCAAACCUGCCCUUGAAAAUAUUACAGUUCUGCAACUGGAAACAGCAACAAGGUUUUGAGCAGCCUUGUACUUCUUUGUUUUAAAACCAUGUUUUCUUCAUUACUAAAACUCGCAGAAAAAGGAUGUGUUUUUUUUAAUCCUUUCAAAAUUUGUACCAAGGGUAAGUUUGAAAAGGACAAGCAAAGAAACCAAACCCGGGGAAGAUCCUUGCUCUCAGAUUUGUACAUCUGUUUAAAAAAAAUCUUUUGAAAAUUGUUGAAGCUGCAAAGAGACUAUUUUUGCAAAAAAUAAAGAAAAAAAAAUGAAAAACUUACUUCAUGACAGAGCUGUUGUAUUUUCCAAAAAACAAAAUGCUUCCAUUUCAUAGGAAGGUCAUUCAGAAGUGUUAAUUCUGCUUUCAGGCAUCUUUUUCCAGUCAGACAUUAGAAUAAUCAAUGUUGUCAUUGGGGGUUUCAAGUGAAAUGCACACUGCUAUCAGUGCGAAAAGUAGUAUUUUACCAAAAAGUGAGGAAUGUGAAUUGAGAUGAAUUGUAUUCUGAUGUCAGCCAGCAGGGAUGAGAUUUAGAAUAUUCCAUACUGUAAUUGUGCUCUCAAGUCAUGUGAUAUUCAGGUCACACAAUCAGGUUUUACUUUUGGGAAGAAGAGAAUUUAAAAUUAACAACAAAAGAAGUAUUACCUUUGAAAUGACAGUGUUAUAUUCGUCAAACAUUACCAAACUGGAGUUCAUUGUGAGUUCGAUAAUAUAACUAGUGACAGAUUAUUCAGCUCAGCACUGCCCACCACCAUCCUCCCAAAAUUGUCAAGGUUCAAUAGCAUUUUUUAAAAUUGGUUUAAGUUUCUUUAUCAAUUAAAAUCUGUGAGAAUCAAUGUCACCAAUCUCCUGUAAAUUCUAUUUCUGUACAUGGAAUAGUAGCUAGUCUGAUGUACAUCUCUUUAGUCAAGUACAUUCUGGAAAAUUGAACAUAUUUAAUAAUAUAUAUUUAGAUAUUUGUUGUUACCGACAUGAACUGAAUCCUUUAUAGUCAAUGUGCAAUGUUUGGGAUGAAUCAAUAAACACACUGAUGCAGAAGAAGGUAUGUGUUGUAUGAUAGCCAAUACAGGGUAGGUGUAAAAUAUCACUCCCUACUCCUCCUCUUCCUGCUGGCUUGUAAGCAAGAGAGAUCUCCAGCACUUGCAGCAUCUGAAGAACACUGUCUGAAAGCAAUGUCUGAAAAUGUCCAAAUUCACUCUGAAUGGACCAGUAUCCAACCAGCUUCUCCACUGUUUUUUACAGCAGUUUUGAAAGAGAAUGAGGGGACCUUCAAAAGUAAAGCAGAGAGGAUGUGUGUUCAGUGGCAAAAUGUCUUGUAUUAACACAUUUUUGCUCCAUAUUCUUGUGCAAAACAUAGUUCCUUUUAGAUAAACAGUGUCCUAAUUUUCUCAAAUGUUUAUGCAGUAGCCCUACUUUUAUGUAGAUUUGAAAAUGAAUUUAAAUUAUGCUUUAAAAUAAAUAGAGAA
Molecule: messenger RNA, 12538 nt
Organism: Chiloscyllium plagiosum (whitespotted bambooshark)
Lineage: Eukaryota; Metazoa; Chordata; Chondrichthyes; Orectolobiformes; Hemiscylliidae
Gene: cacna1g
Product: calcium voltage-gated channel subunit alpha1 G
Biological process (GO): calcium ion import across plasma membrane
Cellular component (GO): membrane; voltage-gated calcium channel complex
Molecular function (GO): high voltage-gated calcium channel activity
Source: RefSeq, a predicted model, not a curated record